This is a messenger RNA of Xenopus laevis (African clawed frog), 939 nucleotides long. RefSeq names its product olfactory receptor 1G1. Lineage: Eukaryota; Metazoa; Chordata; Amphibia; Anura; Pipidae. The transcript has a single exon. The record is from RefSeq and is a predicted model, not a curated record. Bases 1 to 939 code for a protein of 312 amino acids.
AUGAAAAACCAAACCAUAUUUUAUGAGUUUGUUCUCAGUUCAGUGUCUGAUCUUCCAAGUCUUCAACUUCCUAUUUUCCUGCUGUUUUUCUUGAUCUACAUGUUGACUCUGAUUGGGAACCUUCUCAUUUUCCUCUUGAUUGUCAAUGAUUCCCAUCUCCACACCCCCAUGUACUUCUUCCUUGGAACCCUGGCAUGUCUGGAUAUGAGUUUCUCCUCAGUCACUGUCCCAAGAGUUCUCUUUGAUUUUCUUACAAAAAAUAGAAUACUUUCAGUGCAAGCUUGUAUAACUCAGAUUUACUUCUUUGUCUGGUUUGCUGCAUCAGAGAUAUCUGUGCUGGCAGUGAUGUCCUAUGACAGAUACAUUGCUAUAUGCCUCCCUCUUCACUACAUGAAGAUAAUGAGCUGGAAACGGUGCGCUCAUCUUGUAUCAGGCACUUUGAUUUUUGGUGCAGUAUAUUCCUUAGUGCACACUCUUCUUUUAACUAAACUGAAUUUUUGCAGAUCAAAUAUUUUGCACAGUUUCCUUUGUGACCUGCCCCAGUUGCUUCAGAUCUCCUGUAGUGACACAUUCAUCAAUUUAUUGAUUAUUUUUCUGCUUGGGAUAUUAUUUGGAAUAGUUAUAUUAGGUGUCACCUUUUACCCAUACAUCACGAUAAUCACCACAGUUCUCAAAAUCCCUUCAAUCCAAAUGAGAUCCAAAGCAUUCUCCACCUGCUCCUCUCAUCUAACUGUGGUCUUUAUGUUUUAUGCUACUAUUUCCUUUAACUAUUUUUGUUCAACUGCAACAGAUCAUUUCACUAAGGACAGUGGAGCCGCUAUAUAUUAUGCAGUGUUGACCCCUUUUUUAAAUCCACUGAUCUACAGUCUAAGGAACCAGGAACUCAAAGCAUCAUUAAGAAGAGCUUUAAAAAAAGUCAUACUUAUAGCCUAUGAUUAA